AACGAACGACGCGAGAAGUAUCACAGAUCGAGAAAAGAACGGAUUCCGGGAAGAAAUAUAUACGUGAUGGAAGCACUAAUACCCGUUAUAAAUAGACUUCAAGAUGUUUUUAAUACUGUUGGAACGGAUGUGAUCCAGUUACCCCAGAUUGUAGUCGUCGGAAAUCAGAGCAGUGGCAAGAGUUCUGUUCUAGAGGGUCUCGUAGGAAAGGAUUUCUUGCCAAGGGGAAAUGGGAUAGUGACUCGACGGCCUCUGGUCCUGCAGAUGGUCCAUGUUGAUCCUGAGGAUAAGCGAGGAGCAAGCGGAGAAGGCGAAGUGACAGGAAGAGCUAAUGAGGAAGAGAUCACAGCCGAUGAAUGGGGAAAGUUUCUGCACACCAAGAACAAGGUCUACACUGACUUUGAGGAGAUUCGAGAAGAAAUUCAAAAUGAGACUGAUAGAAUGGCAGGGACCAACAAGGGAAUUGUCCAUGAUGCAAUUCACCUUAGAAUCUACUCACCCAAGGUUCUUAACUUGACUUUGGUUGAUCUGCCAGGACUAACAAAGGUUCCUGUUGGUGACCAACCGGAAGACAUUGAAAGUCAGAUCAGAGAGAUGCUCGUCAAGUACAUCGGCAAUCCCAAUUCCAUCAUCCUAGCCGUCACGUCUGCCAAUACAGACAUGGCUACCUCAGAAUCUCUCAAGUUAGCCAAGGAGAUAGACCCCGACGGCAGGAGGACCUUGGCGGUCAUCACCAAGCUUGAUCUCAUGGAUGCUGGCACCGAUGCCGUGGAUGUACUGUGUGGUAGAGUAAUUCCAGUCAAACUCGGAAUCAUUGGAGUAGUCAAUAGGAGUCAAAUGGACAUCAAUAACAAAAAGGUCAUUGAUGAUGCUGUGAAGGAUGAAUCAGCUUUUCUACAGCGGAAGUAUCCAGCUCUUGCCAGCAGAAAUGGUACUGCUUACCUAGCCAGAACACUCAACAGGCUACUGAUGCACCAUAUCAGAGACUGUCUACCAGAGUUGAAGACCAGGGUCAACGUGAUGACCUCACAGUUUCAGCAGCUCAUGGCUUCGUUUGGUGAACCAGUGGAAGACAAGAGCCAGACCCUGCUACAGAUCAUCACCAAGUUUGCUUCGGAAUACUGCGCAACCAUUGAAGGAACCUCAAGGAACAUAGAGACAUCGGAACUAUGCGGAGGAGCAAGAAUCUGCUACAUUUUCCACGAGACAUUUGGAAGGACGUUAGACAGUAUAGAUCCACUCGGAGGACUUAGAACGAUAGACAUCUUAACUGCCAUUCGCAAUGCUACGGGUCCUAGACCAGCUCUAUUUGUUCCUGAAGUAUCUUUUGAGCUGCUGUCGAAGAGGCAGAUCAGACGACUAGAGGAACCCAGCAUGCGUUGCAUCGAGCUGGUACAUGAAGAGAUGCAGCGUAUCAUAGCACACUGUGGAACGCAAGAUCUCUUACGAUUCCCAAGGCUCCAUGAUCGCAUUGUAGAAGUUGUAACCACACUGCUCAGGAAGAGACUACCAGCCACAAAUGCCAUGGUUGAAAACAUUGUUGGCAUAGAGCUGGCGUACAUCAACACCAAGCAUCCUGACUUUGCUGAUGCUAGUCUGGUCAAUGUACUUGUAGAGCAGAACGAUAGAGAGAACAGCAGGAAAUCUACAAGACUUGCAGAAUCGGUACCUGAGAAUAGAGAGAAGAACGACAAGCAGCCAAAGUUACAGACACCUCAAACCACACCACUCGACGGGGCUCCUCCUAGGUUGGAUGGUAAGGAGAGUUCAUGGGUUCCUUCAUGGGUGAGAGGAAGUGCACCUAACUUGAAGUCUGCCAGCUCAGAUAACCUGUCUGCUACCAGUACCCCACCACAGAUGAGCAGUCCUAAAGUGGAACGGAAGAGACCAGGCAUCAACCUGCUACCUGAUGUUCCUGAUGUACCAGUUUCUAGGAAACUUUCUUCAAGGGAACAGAGGGAUGUGGAUGUUAUAAAGCGACUGAUCCAGAGUUACUUCCUGAUCGUGCGUAAAAACAUCCAGGACAGCGUCCCCAAGUCCAUCAUGCAUUUCUUGGUGAACCACGUACAAGAUAACCUUCAGAGUGAGCUGGUUGGACAGCUGUACCGCCAGAAAGAGAUUGAUACAUUGCUCAAUGAAUCAGAACAUAUGGCACAGCGAAGGAAAGAUGCUCAAGAAAUGUUACAAGCUCUUCAGAAGGCAGGUCAAAUCAUCAGUGAGAUCAGAGAAACACACCUGUGGUAGUAGACCUCACCCACAAAGACAACGCAACCACUCAUGUAGCCCUAUCAAUACAAAUUAUGUAGAAACUGAGAAAUGAUUAUUCAACAAAUAUGUGAGUUUUCAAAUAUUCUACUAUUAUUUAUGUUUUCACCGACCUUGAUCUCAUGCUAACUAUAUAUUCAUACCGAGUCAGUACAAAGUAUUUCACAAACUUCUGUUACUUCAGAGUGUUUGUUUUUGACAUGUCAAUCUCAAGUGUGUUAUAUACAUAUACUAUAGUGAAGAUUUUGUCAGGAAAGGUUGAUCCUUUGUAAAUUUUCAUGAGAUAAAGGCAGUAGGGUAUUAAGAAUAACAGUUGGUGUAUAGUUCUAUCUACUUUAUACUAGUUCGGGAACUCAUUUAUGGUUGCUCUGUCGGUAUAUUUGAUACGUCUGAGCAUGUAUCACUAAUGAUAUUGGCCAUGAGAUUUAUUAUUUGUGAGUGUUGUUAAAUGCAGGACACGUGAAAUACACUUGGUAAUGGCACUUCCCAAGCUUACUCUUCCAUGAUGCAGAACAACGCUCACACCCCUGUCCCCUGAAAGUGGCGAUAUGUUUAAACUUAAAACCUCAUAUCGUUCGGUUUGGGCUGAUAUGUGAUAUUAUGACAACAGAAACUAAUUAUUUUGGUCCCAUUUUGGGCAUUUUGCUAACAUUUGAGAAAAUUGGGUUUCAGUCACAGUGCAUGAGUAAUCGCUCUAUCUUUAGACAUGCAAAAAUGAAAUGUACAAUCUGUUGUAAGACUGUUAUUUUGCUAAAUUUAGGCAAUAUGGUGUAGUUGAGUCAACUUAGGGUCAUUUAUUGGAAACGGGUUGCCACAGUAUGAAAGUCAUCUUCUAAAGUCAUCCAAAUAAGUCACUUUAUUGUCCCAAACAACAAUUUUGAAGAUAAUUCAAAUAGACAUUAACCUGCACGGUUGGUAUUUCAAAACAUUGUUUUUAUGUAACUUGAAUCUGAAAGUCAUGCCAGUGAAUCAUAGCAGCAUUUUGUUGACUACAAAUGAAUUUCUCCAAUGUGGACUACAAAGUUUUAUAUAAUAUUUAUUUUAUACUUCAGAAAUGCAUAUGUGGUCAAGUAGAGACUGCAGUAAUGCAGUUGCUUGCCAUGCCCUGUUAGUGUAUAUGGUUUGGCUAUAUUAAAAAAGGUUUUUCUUUAUCCUUAUCAUUUUGUGAUAUUUUUUGCAGUUUCAAAUGAUGAAAGAAGAUUAUCUAUAUCAUAUAAUUCUUUUCCAUCAUACAACUACACUCUCAUAGUGAAUAUCCUGUUGCUCUCUAUAAACUCCCGUUGUAUUUCUUAUACAUUUAUUUUAAUUGUAAUUGUUGAAAUACUAAGUACUUCAUAUGAUAGUACUGCUGUGUAAUAAUCCAAUUAACAGAAAUAUAUAUUAUUUUAUAUGUCCAUGUGUUUAUGCAUGGUGUAAUGGUUCUUUACCUAUUUGUUUUUGUUUUUCCUUAUUCCAAAUUUUGCUAUGCAAUUCCCUUUAGUUCAAUUCUAAAUCGUAUAACUAAUGUUUGAUUCUCUUAUUUAUUUGUUAGCGGUCCCUUCUGUAUACUUCUUGUGUUAUAUGAUCUAAGAAGUAUUGGAAAUGAGUACCUUAGAUAGAUGCAUGACUACUAGAUAUGUAGUGCCCAGUCAUGUACCCCGUUAACCCACUAAGGCAAGCAGACAUAUACAACAAACAUUUGCUGUGCAUAUCAAAUGGCAUAUAACAUUAUCUAACUUAAUAUUUUCUAUAACUCACCUUUUGCAAAUACAUGUAUACAUUCAAGAGUUUAUUUUGUAUUUUUGUUGCAAGUAUUUCAUUCAUUACACAAAGUAAAUUGAAUGCCGCAUUAGAGAUUGAUACUACAUUAUGACAUCUCUAUUUGAUUGCCAGUAAAAUUAAUAAUGUAAACGAUAACUCUGUAAUUGUGGGAUGAUCUAAUUUUUAAGUUAAUUUAUUAAUCUGAUAUUUGUGCAUUGUGCUUGUAUGCUAUAUUGUAUCAUGCACUCAAGUGCAAUGGUAGUGAUAAUGUUAAAGUUGGGUAUAGAUUUUGAAGGUGUAUAAUAGUGAUAUAUAUUACAACGAUGUGUAUGUUACUUGAAGGGGCCAUGAUGGUGUAAAUAUGAGAAUUGAAAUAUUCAUUCAUAAUAUGAUACUUUGACUAGGUAAACACAUUUUUGUUUCAUAUAGAGCAUGUAUAAUAUCAUAGGUAUAAAUACAUGUACCGGUAGAUGCAAAGUGCUUAACUGGAUUUUUUUUGUUAUUGUCUCUUCUUUUUCUUUCUUUUUUGUUGUCAAAUAUGUAAAGUUUUGAAUGUUUAUUUUGUGUUUUGUUUUUCAUUAUCGACUGUUGCCAAUUAGCAUUGAUAAUUAAAUGUUUCAUUUCAGAGGACAUUUAAGUACAUGCCCCCCCCCCCCCCCACAGAAAAAAAAAUGAUGUCAAAAUGCUCUUUCAUGAGCUUUAGUUGUUUUGUGCAAUUACUUUAUGGGGAAUACAAAAAAGGUUGUCUCUUUGGGAGGGGGGGGGGUGUAAUGGAUUUUUUUUUUGUAGAUUGUGUCUUUCAGUGGCUUGCAGGAUUUUAUUUUAGAAUUUGUUCAUCAAAUAAAUAUUAAACCUUAUUUGAUGUGUAAGCAUGAAAUUAGUAGAGUGUUGAAUGAAUUAUUCUUUUCAGAUAACAGUGGUAAAUUAAAAAAAAAAGUGUCUGUCAAAAUAACAAGCCGUCAUAUAAAGUGGCAGGCACACAUUCGGUCUUAACCUCGAAUACGAAGGCAAUUAAGGGACUGAGAAAACUAUAUUGACAGGUGCAAUAUAUAUUUUUAAAUUGUUACCUGUAGUUUUAUCAUUCUCUGUAAUGAAUAAAAGUUACAUUAAUUUUUCUUCUUCAAAGCUCUGCAUUUCUUGAAGUUUCUAAAUUAACCUUCCCAUUUUAAUAGUUUUCCUCACCGAUACAUUAUUAAAUAAAGUCAAAACCUGUCCAGGUGCUCUUUUUUAUAUACCAAUUGUAAAUAAAAGACUGAAAUUGCCCACUGUAUGUGUGCUGGGGAAAAUAUCAAUUGCCCCCCUCACUAAUUUUUAUUUUGAGGGAUCUAGAUGUAUUGCACCUUCUCUUCAGCAAGAAUUAUCCUCAUUCUCUAUGGCACUUACUAUUUACAAUUUACCUUUAGUUUUCAAAUUUUUGAGGAGCAGUAGAUGAUCCAUCCCUCUCAAUUUUAGGAUAAAUCUAUUGACAUUUCAAUCUGAUGAGUAGAAUACAUUUCAAGUAUCUGUAACUACUGUUGCAACGGAUAUGUGGGUUUUGUUUUAUAUUUCCGUGGCUAUGCCAUGAUUGCUUGUAAUGCUGAGUAAUCUUUCAAUUAUUGGUUAGGGUUAAUUUAAUUGUUAUUAUUUUUUUAAUUAUACAUGUAUGUUUGUGAUGGUAACCUAUGUAAAAGGCUGCAUUGUCACAGAUGCUUCCAUUAAAUGUUAAUAUGGGUUUUUUCUGGGACAGUGGCACUGGCUCAUGCAGAUGAUAUAUGAAUAUGUAGUGAAAACAAAAUAAUUGCAGUAUUUUAAUAACAUGACUGAAGACAUUUAUUGUAAAAAUGUAUGAGCAUUACUGCAAACACAAGCUGUUUUGAAAUGUGGACGUGAAAAAAAAUGAUAUAUUCGAAAUAUAUGAAACUUGACUUGCAACCAUA
Molecule: messenger RNA, 5921 nt
Organism: Strongylocentrotus purpuratus (purple sea urchin)
Lineage: Eukaryota; Metazoa; Echinodermata; Echinoidea; Camarodonta; Strongylocentrotidae
Product: dynamin-1-like protein
Exons: 17
Coding region: 67-2244 (725 amino acids)
Biological process (GO): mitochondrial fission
Cellular component (GO): cytoplasm; membrane; mitochondrion
Molecular function (GO): GTPase activity; GTP binding; microtubule binding
Source: RefSeq, a predicted model, not a curated record